UGCCGAACUGCAACUGAAAGUCAUUUACCGGCGAAAAGGAAGCAUAAGGCGGGCAUGGAUCGCCGCACGUUUCGUUAUUCUAUAUGGUGUAUAUGAGUGAAGCGACAUUUUCAAAUAAAACGGAUUCUAUCAGUAUCUAGCAAAGUAGUUAUUACUGAUUUUUUGGGUUUAGCUAUGUAAUAUUAAACGUUAGCGAUACCGGAUGGAAAGUUAAAGGGUUGUCAUCCAAUUGAGAACCGUACUUAUAGCGCGUUUCGUAUUUGUAAUGAAACACUUAAAAUAAGGAUAUCUUAGUCUUUGCGUAGGACGUAUUUCGCUCCAGAAAACUUCCGUUAAAUUUCUGUUCGGUAUAUGUGUAGCUUUUUUAUAUUCAGUUAAAAGAGGCUAAUUUCAGUUAAUAUAGGCAGUGAUCUUGAGUCAAAGCGGGUGUCUUUUCUGGUCGUCAUGUUACGACACGGUUUGCAGGUGACUAGAGUAUUUUGCCAAACCGUGCUGCACACCGUUUCCGCUCGUCCCCUCAGGAGCGCCAUCCUGCGGCUGAUCCCCAGAACAGCCCUGCUUCCUUGGCUCAGCUCUCGCGCUGUGUCGGUGUCGGAAUGGCCAUUGCUCUCCUCUCCACCCCGUGACUACAGCCUCCCCAACCCUUCCUGGAGCACGGAGAUGCGGAGGCUGUAUGAGUAUUACGACAGCCUUUGCGAGAAGGAGAUGGAGGGUGGUGAAAAGAAGCCAGGAGGAUGGGGGAGACUUCCCAGCUAUAAUCGCACACUCAAAUACGCAGCAGGCGGGAAGUGUCUCAGUAAGCUGCUGAAGGAGAAGGCCCGCCUCUUCACCCGGAACACAGAAGAGCAGGGUGCAGCUUUUGAGUAUGUCGUCUUCAUGAACAAGUCGGAAAAGCGCUGCGUCUGCAUCUUCCAAGCAGGCCAUCUUCUGGAGGGCCCUCCCGGGAAUGUCCAUGGCGGUGCUAUAGCCACCAUCAUCGAUACUUCGUUGGGUACCCUCGCUGGAUACCUCUCUGGAAUAGUCAUGACAGCCAACCUCAAUAUCAACUACUGCAGUCCCAUUCCCCUGGGCAGCGUGGUGCUGAUUGACUCUGUCCUCGAUAAGGUCGAGGGGAGAAAGACCUUUGUCUCUUGCCAAGUGACCAGUUCGGACGGUUCCAAGCUGCACACAGAGGCGACAGGCUUGUUUAUAUCCAUCAAUGUAGGACAUCUAUUUGGAGGGUAAUGGCACGACCUCAGGCGCAGCCACUACGCCACCAACAAGCAGCACAGCACACGCCACCUGAUUAAUGAUCUGCGACAUCUUCACAGCGUGUACGACCUGCUGAGCACUUUAUGAAUUUCCGCUGUGUUAUAUUUGCCCAUUUUUUUUUUUUAAAAGGGUUGCCACCAAGAACAAAAAUAGAAACGGCAAAGAGUGUUUAUCGCCGUAUUUAUUUGUGUUAAUUUAUUUUAAUUAUUUUAACUUUGGUGGAGACUCUGUCAGAGAAAUAUUUUAAUAACUAGCCCAAAAUAUGAAGUCUCUGCUGGCUCCAUCAAUAAAAUACACUUUGAUUCAAAGGGUUAUACUGACUCAGCCCUAGUUGCAUUGUUACAUGCUGGUAUUAUUUAAAAACAGUAUUUAAAUAAUAUUAACUAUAUAUGCAUUUUACUAUACAUUUUUUUGCCAUGUUCUUUUGAGUUGUUUAUAAUAUUUUUCUAAGUAGUGUUCUAACAUAGUAAUAUAGUUUUGCAGUAUGCAUCAUAAUUCCUACUUCCAAGAGAUUUGGAAAUACAUGGUUUUACUUUAAUAAGUCUGGUGUAUGUACUUCAUUCAUGAUAUAUUUUCAUGUUUGUGGAGUAGAAAUGUAAACUUAGUAGACGGUGUUGCACAAAAACACUCAAAUAACAAAUGUAAAAGUUUACCCAAGUGAUGCUUUGGGAAAAUGCAUCACAGGCUAGAUGUACUUAGAUGUAAUUCAUCUGUUUAUUUGCCUUUAUAUAGUAAUUACACAUCCAGUUUCACAUUGUUUUCCCAGUUUUCAUCUAUUCAAGACAGAUGCUAACUUACCUGUGAACUUAGCUAAGUUAACUUUCACUGAAGAUACUGUCCCUGUUUAUGGUGCAUGAUUUUACAGUGGUGAAUUUUACACACAUUGUACCUCACCCCCCAAAAGAUGGUGCUUUUGAGCUCUUCCUGAUUCCCAGACUUCAGAAUAUUCACCUUUAUGUUUUUUUGUCUUCUAACAUGAAAUAACAAAGAUGGAUGGAUUAGUUAAGGCACAGUGGUAACGCUCAAUACAUAUCAAAUACACUUUUGCACCUAUAACUUUGGACGGCUUUAAGGGGUGGGGUGACCAUAAUUGGCUGGUAGACGUGGUGGAGACUGCAACCCAUCGGCACUAAGUCUUGUGCCUGGGCAGUCUGCCAAAAAAGAAUGAAAGCAUCACCAGAUGCAGACAGCUUUAUCUGUUUGGGAUAAUAUUAUUCUUAUCAAGUGGAAACAAGACAUGUGCUCUUACAAAGACUGAGGGAAAAAUACGCAACUCAAACAGUGAAAUGCAAAGAUAGACAAAAGGGAUGAUGCUCACAAAGUAAAUGAAUGUGACUCCUUCAGCCCCUGUU
Molecule: messenger RNA, 2603 nt
Organism: Paramormyrops kingsleyae
Lineage: Eukaryota; Metazoa; Chordata; Actinopteri; Osteoglossiformes; Mormyridae
Source: RefSeq, a predicted model, not a curated record